CAUUAAUGGAUCAGUUCAAACUCCAUCACAAUGAAGAACGCUCUGCGAAUAGCAGUAGCAGCAGCAGUUGUUCUAACAAUCAUCGCCGCCGGUGGAGCAAUAGUCGCAGUCGGCACUGAUCAGAGUCGUCAGAGUGGAAUCAGGAUUGCUACUACGACUGAAGAAACUUGGGGGGCGCCAUACUGCGACGACACAGGCGCUUCAGCUGCGUUCGAGGCACAUAAAGCGCAAGUACUUGACGAGUUGGUGGAUGUGACCUCGACAGCUAAAGGCCGUCGUCGCUACUCCACCACCUUUCCUCCCGGUUCCUCGGCGGAUGAUGUAGUCUCCGGCGUCGCCUUUUGCAGUCCGCUCGUAGGAGUUUCGGAGUGUACUUCUUGUCUGGCUGGUGCUAAACUUUCACUGGUGGUUCGCAGUUGCGCGUUCAUGAGGUCCGGGAUCGUGGUUCUGCCUCAUUGCACCGUGGCCUAUGCCCCGGCAGCGUAGUAGUAGUGUUGAGCUAUAGGUUUCUCUUCCAGAAAAAGGGAACAUUCUGCACAAUACUGAUCAUGAUUCAUGAAGGAUUGAAGUAGAUGACAUGAAAGGUUCAGUCACUUGUGUGCUAUACAACAAUACUGAACAGAAAAAAGAAAUCUACGGAAUUCGC
Molecule: messenger RNA, 646 nt
Organism: Linum trigynum
Lineage: Eukaryota; Viridiplantae; Streptophyta; Magnoliopsida; Malpighiales; Linaceae
Source: the annotation of a GenBank genome assembly